CUUAUCAUCGCGCCAUUUCCAACCAUUUUUCUAACCACAUUCACUACUUUUAAAUGUUUAACAAGCUCAACCUGUUAUCAGAAAAAUAAUAAUUUUUACUUAACAGAUGCUUUUUAUUCGGUAUCUUUUACUGAAAUUUAACCACGAGGUGGAAUAUGAGUGCAAGUAAAAGUAGACGAAGUCAAAAUGAUGAAGUACAAGAAAGAAACAUGGGACCACAUGCUGGACGUUCCGGAGAAGAAAAUAUGCAGUCAUCAGAUAGUGAUGAGAUCAGUGUUAUUGAGGAGAAUCAAAUAAAUAGAAACAAAAAGGUGAAGAAAACAGCAAGAAAAGUUAAAAGUAACGAAGAUGAGAUACUAGAGAGAACAUUGAGAGAGUCUGGAAUAGAUUUUACAGAUAUGACCAGGGAAGAAAAAGUUAAUAUUGCUCAAGUUAUAAUGAUGUCUAAAGAGGAGGCUGAGAUCCACAGUCAGUCAUUUGGUGAUGAAUCAAGGAACUAUUCAGAUUCUGAAGAAGAAAAACAAAAUACUGAUGCAUUCAUGCAAGCAGUUCAUCCAAAACAAAGUAGAGCGGUUGCUCAAGAGUCAGUUAUCCCAGAGAGCCAAAAUGAUUAUAUAUACAAUCAGGAAACACAAGAAAACCAGUCAGAUAUAUAUAAUCAAGGAACACAAGAAAAUCAAUCAAAUAACAACACAAAAUCUUAUGAUCCUUACAUGGACCAGUCAACAGUUGAUAUUCAACCAACUUUAGAUGCAGCCACUGGAAGGUUUAAUAUUUCAGAGCAUGCAUCACCAGUGAACAGUCAGUUAGAUCCAGUCUCUGAGGUGGUUUUGCACUUAAGCCAACAAACUUCAUCAGCAUUUGAGGAAGCCGUACAUCCACCAUCUCCUAUCGAUGUAGAUAUGAUGGAGGAAAAUCCAGUACCAAAAGAGAUUGAGAAACAGAAAAAUACCUUAAGUGUUAAACCGAUACAGCAGAAACAGCUUAAAAAGCAACAUAUGCCCAGAAAGAUUGACAAAAACCAGCCUAGAAUAGAUAAUUUCUCCCAUGUUGUUAUUACUGAUGAGAAGCAGGAUAUAAUUGAUAAUCAGGAAAUCCAAGCUGUGAUCAGUGAAGAUGACUCCUCACAAGAAAGAAAGAAAACCAGAGUUUUUAAAAAGACUCCAUCAGCCAUUAGAGAUGAUAUAAGUGACACUGAAUCUCUAUCUCUGAAGGAAGUAGUUGAUGCCAAGAAGAAGUUUACACUAGCACACCCGAAGGAAGAAGUAGAUGCCAGAAGGAAUUUUACUCGAGCACAGCUGAAGGAGCUGAUAAGUGAAGAUGAGGAUUCUCCAGUCAAAAGAGUUGUCACACAAGUUGAAGAUUCACCAGUUAAACGAGUUGUCAAAUCUGCAAAGAAAGCAUUUGAAUGGAAUGAUUCUGAUGAAGAAACACAAGAUCUUUUUACCAUAAAGCAGGAGGAUGUUGGAAGUGGAGAGGACAAACAAAACAUAUCACCUAGAGCAAAUGCAAGCAAUACUGUUAAUGAUGAUCUUGUAGCUGAUUUAAUAGUCAAGGAUGAACCUGUUACAGAAGAGUUUUAUAAGUUUCCUUCUCUGAAAAGACAUUACAGAAAUGUCAAGAAAAGAGAAGAGUCAACACCAACCUUAUUUGCACCUUUAGACAGUAAUCCUAAAGACUACACUAAAGCAAUUCUGCAGUUAUUUACACUUUACCAUAACAGACUUGCUCGAUUACAAAAAAUAUCAAAAAAUUGCGUAAAAUGGUCAAAAGAACCGGUCAGAGUUGGAUUUCAUCUAGACAAUACUAUUGACGCCAGAAAGCGAGGGUUGAAUUAUGACUUCCUCGAUGAUCAGAUGCUUCAACAUCUGUCAUACCAAUUGUUGUAG
Mytilus californianus (California mussel) is the source of this 1889-nucleotide messenger RNA. RefSeq lists its product as uncharacterized. Lineage: Eukaryota; Metazoa; Mollusca; Bivalvia; Mytilida; Mytilidae. The record is from RefSeq and is a predicted model, not a curated record. Bases 156 to 1889 code for a protein of 577 amino acids. The transcript has 11 exons.